AUGGCGUGUCCCGAUCUGUCAUCUAUGGAGGGUCUUCUAACCCUGCCCAGCAUUCGAAGCCAGAUGGACAGCAACAACCAGGUGGCUGUUGACUUUCUGUUUCCAAACGGCAUCCUGGUUCCACUAGAGGUCAACUAUUUUUCACCUCUUGACCAAGUCAAGCAGAUUAUCUGGAGAGAGGUGCACAACUACCCACUGUCCCACAACCUCUUGUCCCAGGAUGCUUACAGCUUCGUCUUUAUCAACAAACUCGGGGAACGGGAGGAGGUCCUAGACGAGAGCCAAAACCUGGAGGAGCUGCAGCCGUUCCUUGGCCUGUUUCAGGUAGUGAAAAAGAAAGGGGACACCACUUCAAAGACUUUAGACAAGAAUAUCAAUUUCCUUAUUGGACGAGGUCUGCAAAAACAGGAGUCGUUUCAAGCUGCAGAAAUUAACCAUUUCAGGGAGAAGAUGAUGACACUGUGUCGGGAGAUCACAGCACAGAGACGGUCGCAGACACCUCUGGAGAAGUUUAUGUGGCGAUACCCUGUCCGUCUUCGCAGCACUGCAGACUUACCCAAGGAGCUGGAGGGGAGAAUCACCAAUGACUGUAUUGUUGUUGAUAUCGGAUUUGGUGAUAGUGGGGUAUGCUACAAGCUGCGGGUCAACCACCUGUGGACCCCCCAAGAGACAGUGCAUGCAGCUCUCAUCAAGCGAAGCAACAACCUGGGCGUUCCCUUGGAGGACAGCGAGCUCUACCUGCUUAAGGUCAUAGGUCAGGAAGAGUUUCUCUAUGGGGACUAUCCUUUGAUCCAGUUUAAGUAUGUAUACCAGUGCCUAGUCAAAAACACAGCUCCACAUUUCUGGAUGGUUCUCCGGUCCACCUUGCCAGAAGCUACGCCCCCUGUCCCUCAACGGCGGCCGACUCUGUACAAUCUGAACAGUGUGUCAGCUGGCAAGGAGAACGGCACCAAAACUGACAACAACAUCAUCGUCUGGAAUAUCAAGAUCCCCUACAGGAUACAGAUCAAAGGCAUCUCUAAGCUACAGCUUGCUGAUGGUUCAAAGAUCAAGUUAUACAUCGGCGUCUACCACGGAGGUGAGUCCUUGUGUAAAGAGAGGGAGACAGAUGAAUUGACUGUCAUGGACAGGACCUGUAAUGUCAAGUCAGACAUCGUCUUUGAUAUACAAGUGGCAGAUCUGCCUCAUGCUGCCAGGCUGUGCUUUGCCCUCUAUACCAUCGGCAACAACACCAAGAGAAAGGACUUGAGCUCAUGGGUGAACAUUCCAAUCUACGACUUCAAGUUGCGGCUCCAGAGAGGGGACCGGGAGCUGCCUAUGUGGCCACAGGACCUCUUGCAGCAGCCAGAGGAGCACUGCUACCCUCUAGGCGGUGUGUCCUUGAACUGCAUGUGCAUGGACGCCACGUUCCUCAAGAUCAGCUUUCCCGACGUGGCAGAUGUCGGCGGUGGCUACCUCAUUUACCCUCCGUACGACACGGUGCUGGAGUGUGCCUCUAUGAACAUGGAACCAGAUGGGAGCCAGGGAUCUCCUAGUAUGAAGGUGAGCAAGUCGCACCUGGAGCAACUGCAUCAGGCACUCAACCAGUCAGAUCAGCUCUUUGAGCAAGACAAGGACCUCAUCUGGCUGCUUCGGUACGAGGUCCGGCACAGGUUCCCUCAUGCUCUAGCCAAGGUGCUGCAGUCUGUCAAGUGGAACAGUUACGUUGAUGUUGCCAAGAUGACAGCACUGUUGCAGACGUGGCCUCCACUGGCCGUGGACUACGCCCUUGAGAUUCUGGAUUUUGAGUACCCCGACCGAAACGUUCGGGAGUUUGCUGUCAAAUGUUUGAACAAUGAGCUCAG
Candidula unifasciata is the source of this 1844-nucleotide messenger RNA. NCBI's taxonomy places the organism in Eukaryota, Metazoa, Mollusca, Gastropoda, Stylommatophora, Geomitridae. The record is from the annotation of a GenBank genome assembly.